This is a messenger RNA of Mustela erminea (ermine), 1299 nucleotides long. RefSeq names its product calmodulin like 6 (gene CALML6). NCBI's taxonomy places the organism in Eukaryota, Metazoa, Chordata, Mammalia, Carnivora, Mustelidae. Gene Ontology annotation, cellular component: myosin II complex. The record is from RefSeq and is a predicted model, not a curated record. Gene Ontology annotation, molecular function: calcium ion binding.
AACGCAGCUGACACUUCUGCCCCUCGUCUCUGGUGCCACCGCAGUGCUCUCCCAGCCGGCCGCAGACAUGGUAGGGCUGCUCCCGCCCCGGCGGGGUCCCUGGUGGGCUGGCUCGGGGAUGGAGCGGGCGCUGGGAGCCGUGUCGGGGAGGAGAGAGGGCGGGACGGGGCUUCCGAGCACAGGCACCCGAGGGUGCGGGUGCCUCUCCGGGAAUCGAGGGAGCAGUUCGGCAGGGCUGGAGGGAGGAGCUGGCUGCUGACGCGACUGUCGCUCUGCUGGCCCGGGGACGGGCGCCCUUUUGAGAGCUGCCGUGACAGUGGAGGCGGGGGCGGCCAGCGGGUAGACUACCGGGAAACGCCACAACCGGCCGGGGUCCUUCUCCCUGACCUGGGUCAUGCCCCCCCCACGGCACCCUUCACCAGCCCCCGAGACGGGGUCCACCUGACGCUCCGCCACAUGGCUGGCCUGAGCCUUGGUGUCUCACACCUGGCCUCUGGCUCUCGGGUCCUUCCCCUGAAGCCGCCUGACAGUGCCGUUCACCCCUGGCGAGCCUCCCCAGUGCCACCUUGUCUGGAAGCGCCCUGGGCUGCGGGGGAGGGGGGCUCCUUCUUUAACCCCACCGUGCAGGGCGGCCAGGUGGAGGGACGGGGCGGGGUGCCACGCGUGCUAGGACCGCCACCUCCCUCGGACCGAGGGGCGGAGGCGGCCCUGGUGGAGGUGUCCUUGCAGACAGAGCGCCUGACAGCGGAGCAGAUCAAGGAGUACAAGGGCGUCUUCGAGAUGUUCGACGAGGAGGGCAACGGGCAGGUGAAGACCGCCGAGCUGGAGCGGCUCAUGAGCCUGCUGGGCAUCAACCCCACCAAGAGUGAGCUGGCCUCCAUGGCCCAGGACGUGGACAGAGACAACAAAGGAUUCUUCAACUGUGACAGCUUCCUGGCCCUGAUGGGGAUCUACUGGGAGAAGGCCCAGAACCAGGAGGGCGAGCUGCGGGCCGCGUUCCGCGUCUUCGACAAGGACGGCAAGGGCUACAUCGACUGGAACACGCUCAAGUACGUGCUCACGAACGCAGGGGAGCCCCUCAACGAGGCGGAGGCUGAGCAGAUGAUGAAGGAGGCCGACAAGGACGGGGACGGGACCAUUGACUACGAGGAGUUUGUGGCCAUGAUGACCGGAGAGUCCUUCAAGCUCGUCCAGUGAGCAGGUGCUGUGGCCCUGGGAGGCCUGCCCGAAGGCCACUGCCUGCUGCCGCCCACACUGCCGCUCAGCGCCCCCGCCCCACCUCUGGCCAAUAAACACUCC